UGAGCGAGGUCAUGCAUGAGCUGAGGUGCAAGCAACUCACGCUAGGAAAGCCACGAUCUGCUCUGCGCUCUCUACAUCCGCAUCAGCACCUCUCAUCACCCUAGCCGCACUCGUCUUGGGUUGAAUACAACAGCGCACCGCGAACAACAACGUCUUGAUCGAAUUCAGCGCAAGCGACCUGCGUGGGGGGCCACAGCCCGCAGUCCAUUCCGGACCCUCUUCGCCAUUGACGAACUUGCAGCCAUCGCAGGCAGAGCAAGAUGAAUUACAAUGUGAUCCACGACUAUCUGUCGCAGGUUGGAGCUGCCUAUGCCUCGCGCAGUCAGGAUCCGUUCACCUUGGCCAGCCUCUUGGUCGUCGAUGCUCAGAAGCACGCCUUGUUGUCCCAUGCUCUGCGAGCUCCUCAAAAUUCGGAUCUGCCCAAGAAGCUGCACACUCUUUUGCGCGUACAAAAGACGGACAGAUUGGUGCCUUUCAUCGACUCGCUCUUCAACUACUUGGCUACUCAACCUCCCACUGCGCAAUUGGUAGCUCGAGGUCCUGCUCAACUGCCCAUCCAGGCCUACAGACCCGCCUAUGAUGCUUGGGCUGCUGUUUGGACCAAAGCAUUUGCCAUCUUCUCACUGCCUGAGGCCACAUGGUUCGGAGCCAGUCUCAGACACUUUGGUCUGGUGUUGCUGCAUCUAGCCGUCAAGGCUGACAAGUACCAGGUGCAAACCAGCAGCACAAAGAACCCCUGCAUCACCGAUGCUGCAUCGAAACUGUCCAAAGCUGCUGGGCUGGCUGCCAUAGAUCGAACGCCAGCGGCGGGACAGGAGACCAAGCGAAGGGAGGUCUUGUGGCUGGCCAACUUGAGCUUUUACGCCUACUUCAAACUCAACAACCUGCGCUUGUGCGAUACCGUCCUGUCCUCAGUCGACAGCGCCUUCGCUUUGAACAGGCAAUUCGCGCCACUCGCGACAUCUGCUCUGGCAGGUGCGAACGCAGAUCAGGGCGAGAGCUGCUACAGUCGAGCAGAUAGGGUGACCUACAGGUACUACUUGGGUCGCUUGAGGCUCAUGCAGCAUCGUAUUCGUGUAGCACACACACAUUUGCGAUGGGCCUUCGACAACUGCAUCGUCUCUUCACGGAACAAAGUCUUCAUCUUGGUUCCACUGCUUGUAGCCUCGCUCAUCUUGGGCCAUUAUCCCACGCCAGCUCUUUUGCAAGCAUCGGGACUGGACCCCCAAUUCGGACCUUUGGUAGAGAGACUGAGAUUAGGCGAUGGGGCUGGAAUGUUGCAGGAGCUGAACAGGUGGAGGGAGUGGCACAGAUCCAGGGGCAUCUAUCUUUUGCUCAGAGAGAGGCUGCAGACUGCCUGCUGGAGGAACCUUAUUCGACGAACUCUGCUAGUAUCGCGCAAGCUUGCGGGCCAGAAUUCCGGCACGGUCUCGGGCUCAGCUUCGCCCAUGCCCACGAAUGGUGCGGCAGCGGCGCAAGCUGGCAAAGUGGAAGCACCGCCAAACAUCUAUUUGAGGGAGAUUCUGCCUGCUGCGAGAUUAGCAUGGAGGGACGAGGAGCUGACAUUGGCGGAUGUGGAAUGCGUCGUGUGCAGCUUGAUCGAUCAGGGCCUCAUCAAGGGAUACCUGAUGCACAAGGCUGGACGAUUGGUUCUGCAAAGAGGACCCAGCAUGGGAUUUGUACCUGUUGCUUCUGUACGAUGAGAGUCACACGAUCGCGAGACGCAUCUCUUCUGAAUUCGCUGCUCGAAGCGCUAAGCGCCUGCGACGCUGCUGUUGCCGCUGCCCGACCCCGCCAAAUUCGAGCUUAAGCGUGCGUCAGUCAAGCCGCAUGUGAGCCGUAAUUGUACCGACAGAAGACUGCGAUGCACG
Messenger RNA from Ceraceosorus guamensis, 1871 nucleotides. RefSeq lists its product as hypothetical. The record is from RefSeq and is a predicted model, not a curated record. The coding region runs from base 261 to 1703 and encodes 480 amino acids. Gene Ontology annotation, biological process: post-transcriptional tethering of RNA polymerase II gene DNA at nuclear periphery; poly(A)+ mRNA export from nucleus; transcription elongation by RNA polymerase II. Gene Ontology annotation, cellular component: transcription export complex 2. The transcript is spliced from 9 exons. Gene Ontology annotation, molecular function: double-stranded DNA binding; RNA binding. NCBI's taxonomy places the organism in Eukaryota, Fungi, Basidiomycota, Exobasidiomycetes, Ceraceosorales, Ceraceosoraceae.